Messenger RNA from Lactuca saligna, 354 nucleotides. Lineage: Eukaryota; Viridiplantae; Streptophyta; Magnoliopsida; Asterales; Asteraceae. The record is from the annotation of a GenBank genome assembly.
AUGACCCCAGACAAGCUAAGCUUUACAAUCCAGCCCCUCACUUUGAGCAUUGUUCAUUUUUGCGCCCCCAUGAACAUUUGUCUGAGCUUCCAGAUUAAAAGCUCUGUUAUUGUUAAUUCUUCAAUGGCGACCACUUUUCCAGCGCCACCAGUGAAGAAACCAACCGCCGCCUUUCCUCCAAGAAGGGGAAGAGUGAAAGCUCAGAUUUUUGAAGGGGUUACAGAAACAGUAGCUUCUGCAGCCUCGAGAGCUGGAGAUUUCUUGGGUUUCAUCAAGAAAGAGAACGAGGGCUCUGCCUCUGCACCACCACCCAAAACCACCAAGACUUGUGGUGAAGAUGGAAGGACCGUUUAG